AGACAAGUUCUAAAUCCGCUUCACUCUCUGUCUUUCAUCGUUACUCUUGCUUGAGAACAUCAUGGGCAAAAUCAAGAUUGGAAUCAACGGAUUCGGAAGGAUUGGGCGUUUGGUGGCUAGAGUGGCUCUUCAGAGCGAUGAUAUUGAACUCGUCGCUGUUAAUGAUCCAUUCAUCACCACCGAUUACAUGACCUAUAUGUUUAAGUAUGAUAGUGUUCAUGGUCAAUGGAAAAAAAAUGAGCUUAAGGUUCAGGAUUCUAAGACCCUUCUCUUUGGUGACAAACCCGUCGCAGUCUUUGGUAUGAGGAACCCAGAGGAAAUCCCAUGGGGUGAAGCUGAAGCUGAAUAUGUUGUUAAGUCCACUGGAGUUUUUACUGAUAAGGACAAAGUUGCUGCCCAUUUGAAGGGUGGUGCAAAGGAGGUUGUCAUUUCUGCUCCAAGUAAGGAUGCUCCCAUGUUUGUUAUGGGUGUCAAUGAGAAGGACUACAAGCUAGAUAUUGAUAUUGUUUCCAAUGCUAUCAACAAACCAUUAACAUUAUCAAUAUCUAGCAUUGGAAACAUUAUUAUACCCAGUGUGUUAGUGUUCCCCUUCAAUUACUAUGCAUUUGUCUACACCAUUAACAUUUGUUGUAUACAGUUUUUAUUUAUUUAUUUUUAUUAUUAUUAUUAUUUUUUAAUGGUUAAUUGAUGGAAUGCUUUCAAUAUA
Molecule: messenger RNA, 706 nt
Organism: Camellia sinensis
Lineage: Eukaryota; Viridiplantae; Streptophyta; Magnoliopsida; Ericales; Theaceae
Source: RefSeq, a predicted model, not a curated record